AUGCUGCUGAUGGCGCCGUACCUGCUGAACCGGCAUCCAGAUGUGGGACGGAGACAGAUCUUCCAUGCGGCAGCGGGUGCCAGUGCGUUGGCGGGGCUUGGGCAGGUGCUCUUCUUAGUGCUCAACCAGCCAGCUGUGGUGCACUUCUACAUCUUGCCCAAUAUCAUGGUGAUGGACCUGUUCAACGGCAUGCAGAGUCCCUUCGUGGCAAUGCAUAUGCUCGUGCACACCUGUGAGCUGCCCUGUAUGUUCUACAUGUUAGGCCGCCUCGCGGGUCGGAGGAUGAGGGAGCAUGUUGAUGGAUACCUGUCUAUCGGCGUCUAUGGUGUGUUCGCCGCUCUAUCCGCCGCCACUCCGGUCGCCUUUGUGAGAUGGCCCCUGUUCGUGGCCAGCACCAUGUGCAUCCGACAAAUCUACGUCUCCUUUCAGGACCUUGAGAAUGGCGUUGAAACCCUUUAUCCGGCCUAUCCCAUGAGCAAAUUCUGGUCGCAAAGGCACAAACGUUGCCUUGACCUGUUGUUCUGCUGUGUUUUUCUGCAUCCCAUUGUGCAGUCCGUGGGCUAUUCGGGCUAUUUUUCACAAGCCAGCCAGAUGUGCACCUAUGCGUUGAUGGACCUCUUCAUGUCGUCGCUGCUGGCGCUGGUCAUUGUGAGGGAUGAGACGCACGUCUCGAAAGCUGAGGUCUUCAUGGCUGCGAAGGAGCGGCAGGGGGCGCUGCAGGACGAGGAGGAGGACGGUGAUUAG
Molecule: messenger RNA, 744 nt
Organism: Durusdinium trenchii
Lineage: Eukaryota; Dinophyceae; Suessiales; Symbiodiniaceae
Source: the annotation of a GenBank genome assembly